ACAGGGGGGGUAAGACAACUACCGCUACAGCUAUGAGCGUUGUGUUGUGUUGUGGCUCCGCUUCCCGCAGCUUUAAGUGUGUUGGGUAAUAUGAUUGGAUGAUACGGUCGCAACGUCAUCGAUGUUGUCCAAUCGCGUCCGAGAAGUGAAGCUUCGUUUACAUUUGGUUGGUGAUUCGAGCACCGUCUUAACGUUACGAGAGAUUAGUUAGUGCAAUCACAAUCCGGCUGUUGCAAAAGUCUCCAACAUUUAGUUCUACCGCUUAAAAUAUUUCCUUAGCUACAGCUUGUUUGAAUCAUUCCCUUAUAUGCGGAUGCACGCGGUGUCAAAUCAAACACAGUGACGUUGCCGUGGUUUACAGUUAAUAGGUCGCCGAUCCCCGUUAUCCUGACACGACGCUGCAGACAUGGCAGAGCCGGCGUCACGCACGUUUGUGUCCGCAGCAGAAGAGCUGGGCUUCUGGAAGGAGCAGGCAGAGGCACAUCAGCAAAGGGCUGAUGAGGCUCAGGAGGAGCUGCAGGAGUUUCAGCAGAUGAGCCGAGACUAUGAAGCGGAGCUGGAAGCAGAGCUGAAACAGUGUGAGGGUCGAAACAAAGAGCUGCUUCUAGACAACAACCGACUACGCAUGGAACUGGAAAGCAUAAAGGAGAAAUUUGAGGCUCAGCAUUCCGAAGCUUUUAGGCACAUCUCAACCCUGGAGGAAAAUCUGGCACAAACCACAGCAGUCAGAGAUCACCUGCAGAAAUACAUCCGAGAGCUAGAGCAGUCCAACGAUGACCUGGAGAGGACCAAAAGGGCUACCAUCAUGUCUCUGGAGGACUUUGAGCAGAGAAUGAACCAUGUCAUUGAGAGGAAUGCCUUUCUUGAAAGUGAGUUGGACGAGAAAGAGAACCUGCUUGAGUCUGUUCAGAGGCUGAAGGAUGAAGCCAGAGACCUCCGCCAGGAGUUGGCUGUACGUCAGAAGGAGAGACGUCCGUCCAUCAGCCUGGGCAAAGACCUGGACAGAGCAGAUCCGCAGUUCCCCUCGGCCGGUUCCCCGUCCGGCGCCGUCACACCCUCCAAACCCAUCAGCUCGUUUGCCACGCCACCUCCUUCCAGUAUCCGACGAGGAGAUGGUCUAACGGGGAUGCCCCUCACAACGUCUGCUAGAAUAUCUGCACUGAACAUUGUCGGGGAGCUGCUGAGAAAAGUUGGAAAUCUGGAGUCAAAGUUGGCGUCCUGUCGAGACUUUGUGUACGACCCGUCUGUCAACAGGCCAGCACUUCCGGCUGGCCCUGGUAGUCCUUCUUGUUUAGAAAAAGGCUCAGAGGUCCAAGCUAGCAGCAUGAGCCCUCCCCCCCAGUAUGACAGCUUAGUCAAACGGUUAGAAUUCGGACCAGCUCCUCCAAGAGGCGUCUCCCAGGGUGCUCAGUCUCCCCAGGGUGGGGUGAAGAUUCUGCUAUGAGAGAAAAUAAGACGACGAAGCGCCUUCCCCUCAUUCAAUAACCUGUCGAUUCUCCAUCCUUGAUGAGCUUCAGCCAUUUGGACUUUGAACUGAGCGGCCUUCCCUUGUCGCCACGGGCCCCCACUGAGCAAUUUGGAACAAGAAAGCCACUCUCUUCGCUCCACACGAUCAGGCUAGUAUCCCACACCACCCGUCAACGGAUGCUGCAGGAAGGGACAGAGGAGCCACUGCUCACACUCCUUCUGUGGGAAGCAUUCACUAAAACCUUCUGUCUACUGAUUUUCUUACUCUGCUGAAUGAAUAAGAGCCACUGACCCUGAUGAAGGGAUCAAGAACCUGAAGCAUCGUUCAUAAAAAAAAUAUUUUGAUGACAGUUAAAAACCAAAGCUUUGAAAUACGGGAGAACUGAACAAAGUUAAAAGUAAUGAUUAAUAAAUAAUAACUGAACAGAAAAACAAAACAGUGACACUUUUUAAUAUUUUCGCUCUGUGUCGCUCAAAUAUUGUAGCACUAAACGAAACUAACAUUAAUUAACUAGAUAUUAAAAUGAUAGCCCCAUAUUUGUUUUCUAGAAGCGACUAAUAUUUUCUACUGCUAACAAGUCGCUGCCAAGAACUGGUGUGGAUAGUUUAGCCAUCUCUGCCUUACUCCACGUCGUGACCUCCUCCGGUUGUAGCAAUUUGCUGUAAUAAUUGAAGUCGUCUAGGAGCGAGAUAAUGCCGCUUCCCUUCAGGCUCGUUUCAUAUCGCGUGGUGUGACGCAGGUUCUUUUGCAGCACCGUCGUCUUACCUUUGCACGGACUUGUUUAUUGCUGGCUCAUCAUUAUGUGGUCGCCAGACGAUGGACGUAAAGCAUAGAAAUGGUUUUCUGCCUCAGAGGUGAGAUGUUCAGACAACUAGAUCAUGACUGAGAUUUGUCAGUCAUGAUCUAGUGUUGCCAAUGACUCUCAUAAGGAUUGAAGUUAGUUGGCACAUUUUUCACUACUGAAUGUAUAGUAAUGAUUCCCUAAUAAGUGUGAGACCCCGUCAGCCAUCACGAUGGGCGAAUGAGGAAUAAUACAAAGCAAUAAUGUAUUUUAACAGGUCAAAGAUAAGCACAGUCCAUCACGUACAUUUGUGUCUGUAUAUAUGGCGUUUAUGCCUUUUUAGUAGGAGAUAUUGUGACUCGGGGAAAUAGAGAUUUAACGUGACAUUUUUGCUAUUCCUUGAAAUGUUUCUGGUUAAUCUGGAGCGGUCACUACUGCCAUCCAGCAUCUUAUUUAUCAAACAUUACAGUACAUAUUUGAAUACCACAUUGCGGUGCAGGUUUGGUGUGGCGUUAUCUUGUGGUUAAUUCAUACGAGAAGCUUCUGUUUGCUCUUUAACCUCUCUUGAGCGAACUCAUCCACCACCACUGUGUACCAGGUGUUUGUAUACAGCAGCACCCGGCAACUGCUUCUAUGAACUGUAUGUGCCUGAGGUACUAUACCCAACUUUUAUCCUGUUGGUUUGCAGUUGUUUUUCUAUUGAACUGAACAAUGUUCUAAUGAUCUUUGACGUUACUGACCAAAAUGCAAAUAUUAAAAGGAGUAAAUCAUU
Gasterosteus aculeatus aculeatus (three-spined stickleback) is the source of this 3021-nucleotide messenger RNA. Its product is annotated as nuclear distribution protein nudE homolog 1. Gene Ontology annotation, cellular component: centrosome; kinetochore; kinesin complex. NCBI's taxonomy places the organism in Eukaryota, Metazoa, Chordata, Actinopteri, Perciformes, Gasterosteidae. Gene Ontology annotation, biological process: establishment of mitotic spindle orientation; microtubule nucleation; vesicle transport along microtubule. The record is from RefSeq and is a predicted model, not a curated record. Gene Ontology annotation, molecular function: microtubule binding.